This is a messenger RNA of Stylonychia lemnae, 1764 nucleotides long. Lineage: Eukaryota; Ciliophora; Spirotrichea; Sporadotrichida; Oxytrichidae. The record is from the annotation of a GenBank genome assembly.
AUGAAACAACAAUAAGCAUCAGCAGUCAUUGAAGAUAAAGCGAAGAGAUUUUAAGAGACCUUGAUUAAGUUUUCAGACCUUCUAAUUGCUUCAACAUCAAGUUAACACGAGGAAAUCAACUUCUGGGAACCUAAGACUCUUGCUCCAUAUGAGCCACUAACUGACAAAAAGUUUUAUGCAGCAGCAAACACACUUUGUGUUAAUUCAGGAAAUUACGUCUUAAGCUCUCAUACAAAUAAGACUACUAUUAAUGUGUGGAGGUGGGAUAAGAAGGAGCCUUUUUUGAGAUUUCCUUUAAAAGAAGAGUUAUCUGUAUUGAAGCAAUCAUAGGCAUUUUCAGGAUCGAUUUGUAUUGGAGGGUCAAAGACUGGGAGAAUUUACUUAUGGUAAAUAUAAACAGGAUAGUUGAUUGGUGAGCUUGAAGCUCACUAUAUGGGCAUUAGUGAUUUAGAAGCAUCAACAGGGGGUGAUAUGCUAAUUACAGGAGGAAAAGAUGGCAAAGUAAAAGUCUGGAUUAUGGAAAAAUUAUUUUCAAGCAUGAUUGACUAGAAUACACUAAUGAAUCUAUAAAAUAAUUAGAAUUAGAAUAAUCAAUGCAUAGUAGAGUUUGGAGAUCACACUUCAGAAGUAACUCAAGUAGCUUUCAGUCUAAAUAAUCCAAUGAGAUGUUUCAGCUGCUCAAUUGACAAGUUGUUUAAGGUUUAUGAUAUUUCUGCAAAGUGUGUAAUCAAAAAUAUCUAGCUUCAGUCACCGAUUCACAAAUUUGUUGUUGACAGCAUCGAAUCCUACGUUUAUUUAGCCUGCGAAAAUCAGAAUAUCUACUGCUAUUCAAUGGAGCUCUCUUAAUCCGACUUGAAAUCAAAGCAUAAAAAGACUUUACAGCACAAAAAGAAAGUUACAGCUCUAUGCUUAACUUUUGAUGGCUAAUAUUUAGUGAGUGGAGACCAGUCUGGUCUCAUCUAUAUUUGGAAUAUUGCCUCGGCUGAUUUUCAUUAAAUCCAAUCAAAUGUUGCAUCUCCAAGAAAUGGUGCAAUGGCAAAUGGAGGAAGUUCUAUUCUAAAUCAGAAAUCUGAAUUGAUAGGUGUUGGGUCUUAGCUUCUUUAGACCUUUGAGCUUCAUAGAGACAAAGGAGCUAUUACUAAUUUAUAGUGUAUCUAUAGACCUUUGUCACUUUAUGGGUUGACAGCUAACAUGAAAGCUUAUGAACCUGUAGAGAUUAAAUCAUUUUAAAAUCAUAUAGAAUAGUAAGAUGAGAUGGACUAUUUAAUAAGGUCAAGUCAGAGAAUAUUCAAGCCUGAUGCCACGAAUUUAGUGAAGAACCAAGCUUUAGAUAAACUUAAAAAUAUCAAAAGUGAUAAGAAUGCGAAUGAGGGAGGCGAAGACUUUAUAGGAGUCCCAGAUUAAAAUAAAGAGGUUAGUUAAGGAGAUUUGGAUGGGUCAAGUAGCUUGGGUAAUUAAAUGAUGUUCAAACUUAAUUAAGACUUAAUUUAUAAAAUUAUUAAUAACAAUAAUUAUUAAAUUUAAUAUAACCAUUACAAUAAAAUGAGAGCUAGUUUUUAUCUAAAUUAUGUCUCAGGUCUAAUGAGAAAGAACCUCAGAGGCAUUAUGAGAUACUCAGGAGAAUAUAACAUACUGAUAUUUACUUUUGGAUUGAUAUACUUUGACCACUAUUUAGAGAAUAAAAUUAGAAGAGACUUGCAGAGAUUAAUUACUUUGAAAAGAUAAGUAGAGAGACUAAAGGAAGAAGCUCCUCCUAGUUUGUGA